Molecule: messenger RNA, 1701 nt
Organism: Penicillium longicatenatum
Lineage: Eukaryota; Fungi; Ascomycota; Eurotiomycetes; Eurotiales; Aspergillaceae
Exons: 5
Coding region: 1-1701 (566 amino acids)
Source: RefSeq, a predicted model, not a curated record
AUGGCAACCGACACACCGACCUUAUCUUACCAAGAACUCGCUGCUCAAAAGCGCGAGCGCCAGCUCGAUCUGAUUCCUGCCGAGUGGCGCUUGGAUCCAAUUCCCUCGGUAGACUCUGCACCCAACGCCCUGCUAUAUAUUCGUCAGACGUUAAGUCCGACUGAGCUUGCUCUGACCGAGGAAACCGAUAUCACUGUCUUACUGCGCAAGCUUUCCUCUGGCGAGCUUUCUUCCCUAGAGCUUACGCGGGCAUUCGCUAAGCGCGCAGCGCUGGCACACCAAUUAACAACAUGUUGCACGGAAAUAUUUUUCGAAGAAGCCUUCGCUGUCGCUAAAGAGAUGGAUGAACAUCUCGCUACUACAGGCAAGACGCUAGGGCCUCUACACGGGCUGCCAGUGUCAAUUAAAGAUUUAUUUUCUGUUAAGGGCGUGGAUACAUCCAUUGGAUGGGUCGGUCUCACCAAUAACCCAGCCCAAGCCGAUAAAUCCGUCGCCAGAACACUUCGCAGACUAGGCGCUGUUCUCUACGUGAAAACAAAUCUGCCCCAGUCAAUGAUGAUGUCUGACUCGUAUAAUCAUGUCUGGGGCCAGUGCGUUAAUCCUUUCAAUCGGAAUCUGAUCUCGGGUGGCAGUUCUGGUGGCGAGGGAUCUAUUGUUGCGGCCAGGGGAAGUCCGCUUGGUAUUGGGACUGAUCUUGGUGGAUCAAUUCGUAUUCCUGCUGGGCUUUGUGGGCUUUAUGGGCUUUCGCCUAGCCCGGGGAGACAUCCUUAUGAGCGGGGGAACCCCGGUCAAGAUAUUGUUCGCUCGGUCGCUGGACCUAUGAGUGUCAGUCUUGCCAGUAUUGAGCGGUAUAUGGAGGCUGUGCCGUGUGCCUCGCCUUGGGAGUUAGAUCAGCACGUUGCUCCCGUGCCGUGGCGGAGGAGUCUUGCUUCACUGCGGCCUAAGAGGUUGAAGAUUGGGUUUCUGGUUGAUGAUGGUGUUGUUAGAUGUCAGCCGCCUGCUGAACGUGGUGUUCGGGAUGUUAUUGAGGCUUUGAAGGCGGCUGGUCAUGAAGUCUUUGAGUGGGACGCCUCAUCUCAUGCGUAUGCAUAUGAGUUAUGGGAGAAAGCUAUUCUUUCUGAUGGUGGUGAAGGAUGUCGUCGGAUGAUUGAGUUAACUGGUGAACCUCUCAUCGAGGGUAUGCUUGUUGGGAAAGAGAAGAAUAUCUUGACUACAUCGGAAACGCAUCAGUUGAACGCCGCCAAAUAUAAAUACGAGACUUCAUAUCUCGAGCGCUGGAUCUCAUCUGGCAUCGAUGCUUUGAUCAUGCCCAAUACGCCCUGGGUCGGAUAUAAGCCCUGGACCUGGGUUAAAUCUAAUAACUAUGUGGGAUACACUAGUAUCUGGAACUUGGUAGGGUAUGCGGCUUUGACUGUUCCUGCUACGACGGUUUCUAGGGACAAGGAUGUGCCGAGUCAGGACUGGCUCGAUCAUGUUCCUAGGAACCCGGGCGACAAGUUCAAUAAGGAGCAAUGUGAGUUUGCCAUCCGCAAAUGUGUGACUAAGAUACUGAUGACUUUAGAUGAUAUCGACUUGGUCGAUGGUAUGCCGGUGGGUGUGCAGGUGGUGGGAGGUAGAUUCGGUGAAGAAAAAUGCGUUGCUGUAGCCAAAGCUAUUGAGCAGGCGAUGAGAUGGAAGGAUUUGGCUCGACCGAGUCUUUAA